GAGUCGACCAGCGACGUCACGGAAGGUGUUUACGCUGGAGAGCGCGCGCGGCUGGUUUACGGGGUGUUUACAACCCCCGUGAACUCGAUCGGCGGCUCCGCUGUUUGCGCAUUCUCCAUGAACAGCGUUCUCGAAGUCUUCCAAGGUGCGUUCAAGGAACAGGAGACCAUCAACAGCAAUUGGUUGCGAGUACUUCCGGAGAGGGUGCCCGAGCCGAGACCUGGGGCAUGCGUCAACGAUUCCAGGACGCUUCCAGACGUAACCGUCAACUUCGUGAAAGCCCACCCCCUCAUGGACGACGCGGUUCAGUCCUUCUUCUCGUUACCUGUGAUAACCAAAGUCAGCUUCAAUGCAUACAGUUACAGAUUUACCAAAGUCGCUGUAGAUGCUCAGGUAAAGGCACUGAAUGGCAAGGCCUACGACAUCCUCUACAUAGGGACAGACGACGGUCGUAUUCUCAAAGCACUCAACGCCAGGGCGCCGGAAUCUCUGAGCAACGUUGGCCAGGUUAUCGUCAGCGACGUUCAAGUAUUGAAAUACGGCCAAGCAAUCAAGGAUCUUGUAGUAGUCCAUUUGGCCGGCGAGGCGAGCAAAUUGGUCGUAUUCGCAGACUCCGAAAUUCGUGCCAUUCCCCUUUACCACUGCGAUGCGCCAGCAGCAACCACCUGCAAAUCCUGCGUGGCUCUUCAGGAUCCUCAUUGCGCCUGGGACGCCACCAAGAACCUCUGCGUGGCCGUGUCGACGAAGCUCCACGAUAGCGACGCAGACAAAACCUUGUUCCAGAACGUCACGAACGGGAGCCACAAGGGCUGCGGCUACGAGCCAGAGACGGCGAAGCCCGUGCAACCAGCGGUACCGCCCGAAAUCGGGCGAGGCGAGCAGCCCGAUGAACGGGACAAUGAAAUCGUCAUCGAGCUGGAUCGAGAAAAUCAGUACGGUCGUACGCAGCCACGAGCUAACGAGCCUCAAGACGUGAUCGCGACACCGGUGGUAUACUCCGCCCAGACCCUGACGGGCGCGCUGAUAGGAACGUGCUUCUUCUCCCUGGUCGCUGGCUUCGCAUCGGGCUUCUGGUUCUCGCAGAGGUUGCGCGGUGCCCCUUAUCCGGAGCCACCCGAGCAACGCCAGCAGCUGAACCGACUGACCGAGAGCUCCGAGUCGCCCGGCUUCAACAACAAGUCCAUCAACCUGGUGCUGAACGUUCCGCCGAAGAACCCGAACGGCAAAAACGCGAACUCUUCCGCGGAGAACAAGCCGGUGCAAAAGGUGAAGAAGACGUACAUAUGAU
Molecule: messenger RNA, 1288 nt
Organism: Hylaeus volcanicus
Lineage: Eukaryota; Metazoa; Arthropoda; Insecta; Hymenoptera; Colletidae
Product: semaphorin-1A-like
Exons: 6
Coding region: 118-1287 (389 amino acids)
Biological process (GO): positive regulation of cell migration; axon guidance; negative chemotaxis
Molecular function (GO): semaphorin receptor binding; chemorepellent activity
Source: RefSeq, a predicted model, not a curated record